AUGGGAAGAGCACCUUGCUGUGACAAAAAUGGACUCAAGAAAGGUCCUUGGACACCAGAGGAAGAUCACAAGCUCAUCACUUAUAUUCAGCUUCAUGGACCUGGCAACUGGCGCUCCCUGCCCAAAGAUGCUGGGCUCCAAAGAUGUGGAAAGAGUUGUCGACUUCGGUGGACAAACUAUCUGAGACCUGAUAUCAAGAGAGGGCGAUUUUCAUUUGAAGAAGAAGAGAGUAUAAUUCAACUCCACAGUAUUUUGGGAAACAAGUGGUCUGCUAUAGCAGCUCGUUUACCAGGAAGAACUGACAAUGAAAUCAAGAAUUAUUGGAACACUCACAUAAGAAAAAGGUUGCUUAGAAAUGGAAUUGAUCCUGUCACUCAUGCCCCACGUCUCGAUCUUCUAGACCUAUCCUCCAUUCUAAGUUCAGCUUUGUGUAACCCAUCAUCACUUCUCAAUCUGUCAACUUUGGUGGGCAAUACUCAGGCGCUACUAAAUCCUGAUCUCUUAAGAUUAGCCACUACUCUAUCAUCAUUGAAACAAGAAAAUUCAGACCUGUUUUUGCAACAACUACAAGAAAACCAGUUUUGUAAUUCACUGUUACAAAACCAAGCUGUCCCUGCAUUAUCAUCACAGCCUAGCCAGUUUGAGAAUCUAGCUCAACAAGUUCCUGCUUGCACUACAACUACAUCUACUGCUCCAUUCCUUAACCAAACAACACAACUUAUGCAAGAAAAUGUGGAAGGUUUUUCGUCGCAUCCGACGAGUACAUUUAGCUGCCAAAAUUCCCAAGAAAAUUUCGUGCCUUCAAGUUUGAAUGAUAGUUUGGUUUCACAGCCAAACUUUUAUUGCAGUAGCACUUCUACAAAUCCUACAGUUCCUGCACUUGGAGAGUUCUCAGGAUUCCAACCAGUAAACAAUGGCUAUCAGAACUUUAGCAUUGACUCGGUUUUGUCAACGCCAUUAAUGAGCCCGGAUCCAUUGAAUUCAUCAUCAACACAUGUCAACAGCAGCAGCACUGAGGAUGAGAGGGAGUGCUACAGCAGCUUUUUGAAGUUUGAAAUUCCUGAGAGUUUGGACAUUGAUGAUUUCCUGUAA
Dovyalis caffra is the source of this 1092-nucleotide messenger RNA. Lineage: Eukaryota; Viridiplantae; Streptophyta; Magnoliopsida; Malpighiales; Salicaceae. The record is from the annotation of a GenBank genome assembly.